AGGCUCAUUCUGGUAUGAUCUCUGAGUCAACUCUCCAACACAAUCUCGGAGACCUCGUGCUCUUUGUCCAUGCUCGUUCCCGGGUAGCAUUGUUCCCAUCUCCCCUCGCCGAGAGGGACCGACGAUUAUGGCUCACCCAUCGAGCUCCACGUCCCACGACGUGCCUCUUCAGACUCUCUCGUCCGGCGGGGAUCAUGAGGAGCUCAACCCGGGUACCGCCAGCAAGUCCGAGGAAGCACCGGGGCCUGGUCCGGCCGCCUCACACUUCGUCACCUCCUCGCCGCCCCUGAGCCCCAAGAAUCCUCUCGCCCACCUCAAAGCGCGCCUCCCGCUCUUCGGCAGCCGCCACGGAAACGACAAUGCCCGCUCCGACUCGGGCUCGGAAUACGAGCUCCUGCUCGACCCGAAUCUUCCCGCCGACUACUCGCAACGCCACCAAGCCCUCCCGCGGCACUCCCUCUCCACCACCGACCCCCAUCACCAUGAUCACCCGCUCAAACCCCUGCCCGGCGCCGGCUCCCACUCUAGCUCAGACCACGAUCCGCUUGUGCAAUCCGCCGCCGAGUUCGAGUUCGACUCGGAACUCGAGCUCGAACUAGACUCGGACGCCGAGGCCGAAGAGGUCGAGGACUCGCCCUACCCGGAGGUCCGCGCGGCCGUGCCGCCCUUCGACGACCCGACGCUGCCGUGCAACACGCUGCGCGCCUGGACCAUCGGCCUGGCCCUCAUCUUCCUCGGCGCCAGCAUGAACACGCUCUUCUCGCUGCGCUCGCCCAACAUCAGCCUCGGCGCCCUGAUCGCCCAGGUCAUCGCCUGGCCGCUGGGCCGCUGCUGGGCGCGCUUCGUGCCGGACUGGGAGCUCCGCUUCGGGAGGUUGCCGUGGUGGGGUAGAGGAGCCCGGGACGGGAGGGGCAAGGGGGAGCUGGGCGGCUGGUCGGUGAGGCUGAACCCCGGGCCGUUCAAUAUCAAGGAGCAUGCGGUCAUCGUGGUUAUGGCGAGCGUGUCGUUUUCGGUGGCGUAUGCGACGGAUAUCAUCUUGGCGCAGAAGGUGUUCUAUAAGCAGGACUUUGGCGUCCUGUGGCAACUGCUUCUGGUGGUUUCGACGCAGAGCCUGGGGUACGGCAUUGCCGGCAUGAUGAGGCGCUUCUUGGUGUAUCCCGCCUCAAUGAUCUGGCCCGGCAAUCUCGUGUCGGUGACGCUCAUGAACGCCAUGUACGAGAGCAGCGAUGACCGAGACCCGACCGUCAUCGGCGGCUCCAUGCCGCGCUAUCGCUGGUUUGCCCUGGUCACGCUCGGCGCCUUCGUCUACUACUUCAUCCCGGGCUUUUUGGCGCAGUUCCUGAGCUCCUUCGCCUUCGUGACAUGGCUCGCACCCGACAGCCCUAUUGUGAACCAGCUGUUUGGGUUCUCCACCGGCCUGUCCCUGCUGCCCAUCACCUUUGACUGGACGCAGAUCUCCGGCUUCGUCGGCUCGCCCCUGAUUCCGCCCUGGCACGCCAUUGCCAACACCAUGGUCGGCGUCGUGCUGUUCUUCGUGAUCCUGGCCUCCGUGCUGCACUACAGCGGCGCCUGGUACUCGCAGUACCUCCCCAUGAGCGACUCCAACACGUACGACAACACGGGCCGGCAAUACAACGUGUCGCGCAUUCUCUCGGCCGAAUACACGCUCGACGUCGAGGCCUACAACAACUACUCCCCUCUGUUUCUUAGCACAACGUUCGCCAUCUCUUACGGUCUCUCGUUUGCCGCCAUCACGUCGCUCAUCGUGUACACGUACCUGCACCAUGGCAAGACCAUCUGGCGGCAGUACAAAAGCAGCACCACUGAGAAGCCCGACAUCCACAUGAAGCUGAUGCGGCGGUACAAGGAGGCCCCGACCUGGUGGUACAUGUCGCUGUUUGUUGUAAUGCUCGCCAUUGGCUUCCUGACUGUGCUCGCCUGGCCGACGAACCUGACCUGGUGGGCCUUCCUGCUGGCCGUGUUUAUCUCGUUUGCCUUCUCGCUGCCAAUCGGCAUCAUCCAGGCGGUCACGAACAACCAGAUCGGUCUGAACGUCCUGACCGAAUUUGUAUAUGGAUACAUCCAGCCAGGCCGGCCCCUGGCUCUCAUGAUCUUCAAAACGUUCGGCUACAUUACCAUGUCGCAGGCUUUGACCUUCGUCUCGGACCUCAAGUUCGGCCACUACAUGAAGAUCCCACCGCGUACCAUGUUCAUGGCGCAGGUCGUGGCCACAACGCUCUCCUGCUUCGUGCAGGUCCUCGUGCUCAACUACGCGCUGCGCACCAUCCCGGACGUCUGUGAGCCCACCCAGUCGGAGCAUUUCACUUGCCCGGGCGGCCGUGUGUUCUUCUCUGCAUCGGUAAUAUGGGGCUUGAUUGGCCCCGCACGCAUCUUCUCGCCGCCACAGAUCUACUCGUCCCUCUUCCUGUUCUUCCUCCUCGGCGCCAUCACCCCGCUCGUCAUCUACCUCCUCGCUCGGCGUCGGCCCAAGUCCUUCCUGCGCUAUGUCAUGGCGCCUGUCAUCUUCGGCGGCGCCGGCGCCAUCCCGCCGGCCACGCCGCUCAACUACCUCAGCUGGGGCAUUGUCGGCUACGUGUUCCAAUACCUAAUAAAGAAGCGCCACUUCGGCUGGUGGCGGCGCCUGAACUUCCUGACGAGCUCCGGGCUGGACCUGGGCCUCGCGCUGAGCACGCUGGUCAUCUUCUUCGCUUUCACCGUGCGCGAGGUGCAGCCGCCUCGCUGGUGGGGGAACGAGGUCGUCAAGGGGACGCUGGAUUAUAAGGGCGAGGCGGUGCAGGUCGUGCUGGGGCCCGGGGAGACGUUCGGGCCGGCGAGUUGGUAGCGGCCUGGGCACAGGGUGGCUCGGAUGGUCGGAU
Molecule: messenger RNA, 2876 nt
Organism: Thermothielavioides terrestris NRRL 8126
Lineage: Eukaryota; Fungi; Ascomycota; Sordariomycetes; Sordariales; Chaetomiaceae
Exons: 7
Coding region: 128-2842 (904 amino acids)
Biological process (GO): transmembrane transport
Molecular function (GO): oligopeptide transmembrane transporter activity
Source: RefSeq, a predicted model, not a curated record